Rhinopithecus roxellana (golden snub-nosed monkey) is the source of this 3032-nucleotide messenger RNA. It is a transcript of the gene MTHFSD, whose product is annotated as methenyltetrahydrofolate synthetase domain containing. The record is from RefSeq and is a predicted model, not a curated record. Gene Ontology annotation, cellular component: cytoplasm. The transcript has 8 exons. Bases 41 to 1216 code for a protein of 391 amino acids. Lineage: Eukaryota; Metazoa; Chordata; Mammalia; Primates; Cercopithecidae. Gene Ontology annotation, molecular function: RNA binding.
AAGCGGGUGACGUCACUGCGCGCCAGACUCGGCCCGGGAGAUGUCGCGCGGUGACUGCGUCGCCAUGGAGCCCAGGGCGGUAGGUGUCUCCAAACAGGACAUUCGUGAGCAAAUUUGGGACCACAUGGAAUCACAAAAUUUAGCUGACUUUCCCCGACCUGUUCAUCACAGGAUUCCCAACUUUAAGGGCGCUUCUCAUGCUGCUGAGCAACUCCCACGCUUGCAGGCGUUCAAAACGGCCAGGACCAUUAAAGUAAAUCCCGAUGCCCCCCAGAAAAAUGCUCGCUUCUUCGUCCUUGAAAGCAAAAAAACAUUGUUGGUUCCAACACCACGACUGAGAACGGGGUUGUUUAAUAAGAUCACACCACCUCCUGGGGCAACUAAAGACAUCUUGAGAAAAUGUGCCACCUCUCAGGGUGUGAGGAACUGCAGUGUCCCCAUUGGCUUGGAUUCCAGGGUCCUUGUGGAUUUAGUUGUGGUGGGAUCCGUCGCCGUGUCUGAAAAAGGCUGGAGAAUCGGGAAGGGAGAAGGUUACGCCGAUCUGGAAUAUGCCAUGACGGUGUCCAUGGGCGCCGUCAGCAACGAGACGCCGGUGGUCACCAUCGUCCACGACUGCCAGGUCGUGGACAUCCCUGAAGAGCUCCUUGAGGAGCACGACAUCACCGUUGACUACAUCCUCACUCCAACCAGAGUCAUCGCCACAGGCUGCAAGCGCCCACAGCCAAUGGGAAUCACGUGGUCCAAGAUCAGCUGGGAGAUGAUAGAGAAAAUCCCAGUAUUGAGGAGCCUCCGCGCCCGAGAGCAGCAGGCUGGGAAGGAUGUCACCCUCCAGGGUGAGCACCAGUACCUUCUGGAACCAGGCCGCCAGCAGGCAGUGCCCCUGAGUGCAGGCAGAAGGCCCCCGGACACACCCGGGCCAGAAGCCAAUUCCAUGGAGGCAGCCGGUGGCUCCCCACCAGGGGAGGGUGCCCCGCUUGCAGCCGACGUUUAUGUUGGGAACCUCCCCAGGGACGCCCGUGUGAGUGACCUGAAGAGAGCCCUGCGUGAACUCGGCUCCGUGCCCCUGCGGCUCACCUGGCAGGGCCCACAGCGCAGAGCCUUCCUCCGUUACCCAGACUCAGCCGCAGCCCAGCAGGCCAUCUCCUGCUUGCAGGGCCUGCGCCUGGGCACCGACACCCUGAGGGUGGCGCUGGCCAGGCAGCAGAGGGACAAGUGACCUCAUGGAGAGCCACAGAGCUCACUGCAGACUCGCCAUCCCCAUCCCCUGCCGCUCCGGUUCCCGUGGCACUCGAGAGGCCUGCGUGGCAAGACGUGGCAGAGCCACCGCAUGAGCUGCUCGGGUCUCAGUUCUUCCCAGAAGUCACCAGUCAGUGAACGCCCAGGGCCUCCUGUGAGUGGGGAAGCCGGCCCACAGUCCAUCUCACAGCACACAGAGACCUCAGCCUCCCGUUCGUGCAGGCUCAGGCCUUGAGCCAGUUUGUGUUUCUCUGGAGGGACAGAGCAGAGGGGCCAGGGACGGAGUCAGUGGCGAAGCAGGGGUGGGUGAUGUGAAGAUGAUCUCAGGUUUGCCAGGGGUGGGCUGAACGGGAGAAGAUGGACAGAGGAUCCGGCUCUCCAGAGGCCCUGGCCGGGACUGCAUGCCGGGUACAGAAGAGCGCCCUUGGACUUCAGGGUCCUGAGCUGGCAGCAUGGCAGGAAGAGCUCCAUCCAUGUCACAGGAGCCCAGGGAGCUCAGCCCCUGGGUAAAAAGUGCUCACUGCAGCUCAGAUCAGUCCUCAGGUCACACUUUGGGGAGCCAGCAUCCCUUCUUCCCCUCCCCAGCCCACUCCUCCCUCUGCUGACACACACUCCGGGCCCUCAGCCAGCUGGCUGCACGGGGAGCAACUUGGUGCUGUGUGAGAGACCGGCUCUGGGAGAACGGGUUUCAUCCCAGCCUACGUCACAUUUGCCCAGUGCCUUACGUUUUCUGGUUUUUUCCCUCCAGUUCUGUUUCUAAAAACCAGCUGGAGUUUGGCUGAACUGUCCUUUCUCAACAGAAGCGCUUUUGCAAUUGAUCCCGGGCAACAAGUCAAAAUAAGCUUUUAAGUGGAGAUUUUAUUUUUUUCAAAUGUAUAUGCUUUGGAAAUUUUGAUUUUUUAGCCAGAGGGUUUUACCAAGUGUUAUUUUAAGCACAUUGUUAUGCCUCAAGAGGGCAGCCCUUGCACGCACUUUAAAGAAAAUGUUUUCGGGACACUCAGUCUUCUCUUUGAAAGGGCAUUUUCUCACUGGUUUUCCCGUGAAAAUCCCGUGGAGACUUUGGAAAGAAAACACGGCCUUAGAUUUGCUCAUUAAAGACUGAUUACCUUCCCAAGUCGCCAUGAAUAAAAUGAGGGAGGAGAAACGUCUCGAAGCACCACACCUGGCCCUGGGCCCUGGGCCCACUGUGUCCUUGGCCUCCCCCUACCCGCACGACUGGUCACAUUUGUCACUGGGCAUUCAGCUCAGUGUCAGAGGGCGACUCAGCCCCCAGUUCAGAGUAGUCAUCUGGUUACACUGAAGUCCUCACCUUUUUUCUCUUUUUUUAAAGAAUACUUCUCUUUUUGAAAGAUUCUCGUUUGUUUUUCUGUUUACCUUUUUUCUGUGGAUUUGCUGCCGUUAGAAUAGCAACUGGAGGAGAAGAGCAAGUGAGUCAUCCCUGACUUGUCCACUCCCUGUCCGGCCAGCAGUGGGCACAGCCCUGCAGACAGGAGCAAGGACUGCUGGGAAUAGACCCACUGGAGCCGGGAGAGGGAGAAGCUGGAUUCUGACCCCACCACUGAAACUCCUGUGUCCAGCCAUGCCUGACGCCCACCCCUCCUUCAGACGGCGGGAUUAAACCAGUCAGUACAGGCUCACUCAGGGAAGCCAGACUGCUGGGGUUUCCUGACACUUUAGCCAGAAUAAUCCAGGUGUAUGGAUACACAGAUAAUCUGAAGGAGUUUCUCAUUUUUAUAUUUGUGGAACAUCGUGUAAGAAAAACUAAAGAGCAAGUGCGUGAAAUAAAAUCCCCCACA